Molecule: messenger RNA, 732 nt
Organism: Henningerozyma blattae CBS 6284
Lineage: Eukaryota; Fungi; Ascomycota; Saccharomycetes; Saccharomycetales; Saccharomycetaceae
Product: gag protein
Exons: 1
Coding region: 1-732 (243 amino acids)
Source: RefSeq, a predicted model, not a curated record
AUGUAUGUACCUGCAAGGGCGUAUCCUACAUGGUUCCAAAACGAACUUAACAAGGGUUUUAUGUCGUUGUACUAUAUAGUAGAGUGUACCUUAUCCAAGGAUAUUCGUACAGACCAUGAAAUCUAUGAAGAGUUUCUAGACUCUUUAUAUAACAUCUCGUUUGACACAAAAAUGGACGCUACUAUCUUCAGGUUCACUAUAUUAGGUCUAAGAAAUAAGGCCAAGGAAUUAGACAUUGCUAUUAGUGAUGACUGGAUUGCUCGAAGAAUUUUAAAAUCGUUAAAAGGUGAAUACUUCAACAUAACUUCUAAUUAUCUUAAAGGAUCUAGUUCUUAUGAUCUGAAAAAUUUUCUAUUCGCCAUUCAGAUAAAAUCACCCGAAAUUGCUAGAGUAACAUCUACGCUUAAAGCUAAAGUCAACUUAAACUGUCAAACCUGUCAGAGCUCUACUCAUACAGCAGUAACAUGCCCAAAUAGAGUUCUUGAACAUGCCUCAAAGCCAACAACAGCAGUGAACAAAAAGAAGUCUGUCAAGAAGAAAGCCAAGUUGAAGGCAAUCCAAAUUACAAUAAACCUGAUUGACGAAUUACUGACACUUAGGCCUGCUUUACAAGAACUCCCCUUAGAUGACGUACUAAUUCUAGAUUCUGGAGCUCAAUGCUCAGCGAUCAAAGAUACUGGUAUUUUACAUGAUUUCUCUCCUAUCUCCAAUUCUCAGUUGUUUGCCGUUUAA